Molecule: messenger RNA, 1047 nt
Organism: Guyanagaster necrorhizus
Lineage: Eukaryota; Fungi; Basidiomycota; Agaricomycetes; Agaricales; Physalacriaceae
Product: PPP4R2-domain-containing protein
Exons: 5
Coding region: 27-950 (307 amino acids)
Cellular component (GO): protein phosphatase 4 complex; cytoplasm; nucleus
Molecular function (GO): protein phosphatase regulator activity
Source: RefSeq, a predicted model, not a curated record
CACCCUUGUCCUCUCUUCCCAACAUCAUGGCCGAUUUAGCCUCAGACUUCCAGUGGCUGCCAGAGUACGAUGAUGUCUUACAAGCAAUUGCUUCCACUGAUGUUGUACAGACUGAGUGGUCAAAAUUGCGAGAUAUUAUCAAGUUCAAAAUAAAAGAGAGCAUCGACCUUUUUCUAUCGCAAGCGAAACCCCCUCCUCUUCCAGCCCCUUCUCCGCCUUUGACCUUGUCGAAUGGUGGCCUGAAACUUCCGCCAUUUCCAGUUCGCCAACUGAACCAUCUCAAUCCUAUACAGGCACCUGUCAGCUACAUGAACAGGGAGCAGGCUGAACAAAUGAAGCGAUACAUCUACACUGAAUUAGACGAGAUAGACGAGAAUUCGCCAUUCACUAUACAACGAGUCUGCGAACUCUGUCUUAAUCCAGUGCGGCAUUACAAGUCUGUCGGCAAAUAUCUACGCGCCGUGGAAAAAUCACUUCUUGUUACCUCAACAUGGGACAGUUUUCCUAAAUCUUCGGGCGAUGAAAUUGACACCAAGAUGCCGCUCAACGUCGUUGGAGUACCAUCGGGGUCAUCCUCAGUUCCAGCGACGCCGCUGUUCUCGCCUAUCCCAUUCUUGCAUAGUGAUGCUCGACGGUCAAAAUCACGUAGCCCGCCACCUUCACCGUUGGCGCUUGGUGCAGCUGGUUCUAUCAGAGCUGGACAGGCUGAAGCGCCGGCACCCAAGGCCCUCGGACUAGUUGACGAAUUGGAUGAUCCAAGUCCUGGACAUAUGAGUGACCAUCCUACUGCCAUAUCGUCAGUGACGUCCGUCGCAGAGAGCAACGGUCGGCCAUUCAUCCAGAGUCUAGACCGGAGAUUUGUUAAAACGGAGGCCACGCCAGACGCACAGUCGGAGGAUAAUGCAAUGGUGGUAGACACAGAACCAGAGAGUAAAGAUAGCGUUGGAUAAGUGCAGUAUACAGUAUACAUAUGGACAGGUAUAAUCAGACCAGGUCUCUCUUGAUUUUCUCCAGCAUCGCGUUCAUACGCAACUUCAUGUCCGGCUG